This is a messenger RNA of Aedes albopictus (Asian tiger mosquito), 2772 nucleotides long. RefSeq lists its product as uncharacterized. NCBI's taxonomy places the organism in Eukaryota, Metazoa, Arthropoda, Insecta, Diptera, Culicidae. The coding region runs from base 1162 to 2754 and encodes 530 amino acids. The record is from RefSeq and is a predicted model, not a curated record. The transcript has 4 exons.
UUCGGAGGACAAGAGAAGUCAUUCCUCACCACCGGUGGAUUAAUUAACACGAUGUUUCCUUCGCAAACUACACGCAUACCUACUGGAAAAUGGGCGGAAGUACACGACCCGGGUCGGGAGGAAGGGAAUAUACAUCGCCGUCACCAUCGACGACCGUAGGUGGGCUGCCACCCACCCCAGCUGAUGGACGACAAACUGAUGGCAGCGGGCGCGCGGUCGUAGGAUCCACCGACGAUUUCUUUUUGAAUAGGCAAAUUAGUAGUUCCCAAGUGUGCACCCAACUCGACUGCUGGGUGGCGGAAAGCUACCCCCCAAACCAGCAGUUUUUUUUUCUUUCCAUGGGUGACGACUAGCCUGAUAUCAUGGUAGAAGAGAGUACCCCCACAAGCAAAAGAGCACACAAAAAAGCCGCGUGACCUCCAGGUCUCGACUCAGUUGGCGCUACGCCGUUGAUCCGGAAGGAAAUAUCCUGACGCACUUUGGUGGAUCGUCCUUAGUGUGUUCUCUUUCCUUGGAUGUUAUCGUAGAACGACUCGACGUUUUUUGAUUAAUGCCGGAGUGUUUUCGCGGGAUCUACACCAAGUGUGUGCGUUAUUUCGGGGGCUAUGGUGGAAAUGAGAUUGAAGAAACAACAAUCGAACCGUGAUGAAAACAACACACUGGAUUAUGCAUGACUCUGAAGAAAUCGAGUUAUCGGUGAACUUUGUGAAUAAUUUCUCUGAGGCUGGCACGCAGCCGACGACGGGCGGACGUUGAUUGACUGACGUGAACUUGAAGAGUCGAAGAGCAACGGCAACGGCUGAGCUGAAGUGUAUAGUGUGUAAAUUGCCUAUCGAUUUAAAAUAUCGUGAUUCCCGCUUCGGAGUUGGCCAGGAUUCCCAAAGGACGACGCAAGAGCAUGACUCGGAAUACGCACUGAAACGCGAGACAUACUGUGAUGCAAACGAUUCGAAUAGUGCCGUCUCCAUCGUUUGCGAUUAGCGGGCUCGCAGACAAAGAGGAAACCUCAUCGAAAAGUGCAAGUGGUUCGUGAAAAAAGUAGGGCACAUUCCCAUCUGGAUUCCCCUCCUACGCUACGUAAUAGUUAGUGGUGUGUGUCAGUGACAGUUUUUGUUGUGCAGCUGCAGCUGCAGCAUCAACCCCCUCAUCACUACUGCAACCAUGAGACGAGCCAGUAGUACAUUGUCGACGCAACGGCUGGCAGUGCUCACGGCUGUCAGUACGCACAAUAUGAUCGGCAACCAAACGGUGUCCUACUACAAUGCGGCGGGAAACUCAAGCAGUAGUGUACGUGGAUCCGGCCACCAUCACCAGGGUCUGCAAACGCUUCGGCCGGGAGCAAAUAUGCACGGCAACGUUAACGUCAUGCUUGGCGGGGCGAUGCUCUCUGUGGUAAUAACGGUGCUGUGUUUCGUGUGCUACUGUUGCCAUCGGAACAUCAAGAAGCGAUCCAAUUCUAUCUACCGGCAGCAGUGGUUGGAAAACGAAGCCAAUAUGGAGAUCUACAGCGUGGAACAGUGCUACGACACCCCCACCGGGUACGGUCCAUCAUCCGUUGGAAUCGAUGAUAAUGGAGUCAAUUCAGUUCGGUGCGGCCCCUACUUUAUGGAGAACAGCUCCGGCAACGAGUACCAACCGAUUCCGGCCACCGCAGCUGCAUCGGCUGUUCAAGUCCAGCAACAUCCCCAUCAGUACUCGCACCUCUUCAAUGGACCCCCGCCAAGUUACGAUGCCGUCCUGGCCCAAGAUGAAAUAGCCGCCACGUCCAAGUCCCGCCCGAAGAGUUCAGACCUGUGCAGCACACUUUCGUCAGACGGGGGCGAGUCAAACCCCCGAGGCCUGUCGGCGAAACUGGAGCGACUUCUGAACGAUCCCACAGGGACUCAACGCCGAAAGCGAAUGGAACCGGACUUCACCGACCUGGGUCGAAUGAUUGGCCUGCCCGGAUGUGACGAAAUUGGCAAUUGCAGCUGUCCGUUGAGUGACAGUUUGCAAGUGUACUGUCGCAAGUGCGGUCAAUACGUGGACGGCGGCCUAGUGCAAAAUCAUCUCAACAACAAUCAGCUGCUGGGCUGUGAGGAGAGUACGACGGGCGGCGGUGGUAAUACCAAUUGGACCGGGUCAACCGCAAUUGGCUGUGACAAUCUGAUGGACUGCGACGAUGGAGACAAUAACGGCAACAGCAUUCAGAUCACCAACAGUGACAAUGGGAUCACCUACCGCAGCAUCAGCGGUAGCGCAUUGAAUGAGCUGCUAUUACAAGAUUUACAAUUUCAUUCAACCGACGAUACGGUAGCACCGGCGACGAUGACUGCGGCCGCCGCCACCACCGGUGAGCUCGACAAUGAUUGGAGCUGCUGCACCGGUCGCGAUGACGCCCGGCAUAAUGAGGAGAAUAAUAAUAAUCUCACGUCGAGUGCAUCGCUGCCACCGCUCCUCGUCAUAGCUAGAACAAUACCGGUUGAUGGUUCGGCAGUCGGAGGUGCUUUUGUACCGGCAGAUACCGGCAGCAAUAACGCUAAUAGCCCUAACAACAACGGCAAUCACGAAUCGGCACAGGCUACCGUAGAAGUUGGGGCAGGUCCGAACGGCGGUGAAGGCAAUAAACCAGCAGCUGAUAACGACGGUGGUGACACUUUUCGGAACCUGACCGAAAAUGGACUGGUUCGGUUGGACAUGAGCCAGAUUAUAGAUCAGACGGGACUGCCGACAUAUGAAGCGGCGCUACGUUUGGAAUCCAGUGGAUAUGUUUGAGGGCCGGGGGGUGAAGGC